Molecule: messenger RNA, 1469 nt
Organism: Carica papaya (papaya)
Lineage: Eukaryota; Viridiplantae; Streptophyta; Magnoliopsida; Brassicales; Caricaceae
Product: Peroxisomal membrane 22 kDa (Mpv17/PMP22) family protein
Cellular component (GO): cytoplasm; membrane
Source: RefSeq, a predicted model, not a curated record
GAUGCUUCGAACUCGGAGAAACGAACUGUUAAGAUAGUAAAGUCUUUGAUUGACGAUCGAGUCAAUCGGACUCGACUCAGUUCCUCCCGAGCUCAGCAAUGGCUUCUCUUAAUACAACCAUCUCUCCGCGAAACCUUCUCUCUCUUUCAAAACCCAGGAAAUCGAUGUUAAAACCCUUCGCCAAUUCCUCUUUUCAGGCUCAGAAACACCGCCAUAUUUUCUCGAGAAACAAACAGAGAGCAAAGGGCGACUGGGCGGUGAACUCAAUGGUGGAGGACGAGUUGGACGUAAUCCCGGUGCAGAGUGGGGAUUCGACGGACCAACAAGAAGGGGUUGUGGUGAGUCCGGUUGAGAGGGAAGGGAACGAGCUGGCGAGUCAGGUUGGGGGGUUUGCUGUGGCGCCGAAUGAGGGGAUGUUAUCGUUUGAAGGGUUUUCUUCUGCUUCAUCUUCCUCAAUUGGUGGAGCAGGAGAGAUGAGCAAAGAGAAUGAGGAAAUGGAGAAGGUAAUUGAUCGGACCAUCAAUGCGACUAUCGUUCUAGCCGCCGGUACUUUUGCCAUCACCAAGUUGCUUACCAUUGAUCAUGAUUACUGGCAGGGUUGGACCCUUUUUGAGAUACUAAGAUAUGCUCCUCAACAUAACUGGAGUGCUUACGAGGAAGCUUUGAAGACAAACCCAGUAUUGGCUAAAAUGGUAAUAAGUGGAGUUGUCUAUUCUGUGGGGGAUUGGAUUGCACAGUGCUAUGAAGGCAAACCUCUCUUUGAGUUUGAUCGUGCUCGAAUGUUCAGAUCAGGCCUCGUGGGGUUUACCCUACAUGGUUCCCUUUCUCACUAUUAUUACCAAUUCUGUGAGGCACUUUUCCCUUUCCAUGACUGGUGGGUGGUUCCGGCCAAAGUCGCCUUUGACCAAACUGCAUGGUCAGCUGUAUGGAACAGCAUUUAUUAUACAGUUCUGGGAUUCUUGCGAUUUGAAUCCCCAACUAGUAUUUUUACCGAAUUGAAGGCAACAUUUUUCCCCAUGCUAACGGCAGGAUGGAAGCUUUGGCCAUUUGCUCAUCUCAUUACUUAUGGUGUGAUCCCGGUAGAACAAAGACUUCUCUGGGUGGACUGUGUGGAACUCAUUUGGGUGACAAUACUCUCAACCUAUUCGAAUGAAAAAUCAGAAGCAAGGCUAUCCAACGCACCAGCAGACAAUAUCUCGAGCUGUGUGUCAACAGACCCUUCCAAGGAGUAGACCAACGAACACUAGCAUCGAUUGGAGCAGUGACUCAAACCCGUUUUUUCGGGUUUUCAGAUACUCAAGACUUGAUGGUAUGGAGAUGCAAAAUGUAUAUGGGGCGGCUGGACGACGAGAAUUCAAUGGUGUAUAUUGCGGUCAUACUGGGGAUUUUUCCAUGUAUUUAUUCCACUACUAUAGGACAUGAACACGAUAAUCUUCUUGUAUGGAAAGUUUUUGUUUUACUCUUCAAAA